AUGUUGAAAUAUUUCGUAUUGUUGUGUGUGGCAUUGGUCCUUGUACCCAGCCUCGAGGCUGGCAGCGUUCCCACCGUUCCCAUGCUGGAUGGUCGCAUUGUGGGCGGCAGUGAUGCCACUAUCGAACAAUAUCCCCAUCAAAUCUCGAUGCGUUAUCGUGGCAGACAUCGUUGCGGUGGCAGUGUCUACACCAGCAAUAUCAUCGUUUCGGCUGCCCAUUGUGUUGUCGGCGAUUUGGAUCUGAGCCAAUUGACAAUUGUUGCUGGUUCCACCUACUUGGAUGAUGUACAAUGGGAGUUGCCUGUGACCAAAAUUAUUGUCCAUGAGAAGUAUGGUGGCAAUAAUGAUUAUGAUGUGGCCAUAUUGGUGUUGGGUGGCGAAUUCCCAUUCAACAGUAGAAUUCAACCAAUUGGCUUGGCUAAGGUUAGACCCGCUGAUGGUGCUGAAGUUAUUGUUACCGGUUGGGGUACUUUGGUCGAAGGUGGUGAUAUUCCCAAUCAACUGCAACAGGUCACAGUCAAUCAUGUUGAGCUGAGUGCUUGCAAAAAGAAGUAUCCUUUCAUGUUGACUCAGCGUAUGUUGUGCGCCGGAGUUCCUGAGGGUGGUAAGGAUGCCUGCCAAGGUGAUUCUGGCGGCCCAUUGAUUUACAACAAUGAAUUGUUGGGUGUUGUAUCAUGGGGUAUUGGUUGUGCUCGUAAAACCUUCCCUGGUGUUUAUGCUUCGGUGCCUGAUCUAUAUGAAUGGAUUGAGAACAUCACACGUUCGCAAACUGUUGAAUAUGAUUUCUUGUAA
This is a messenger RNA of Musca vetustissima, 792 nucleotides long. RefSeq names its product trypsin delta (gene lambdaTry). The coding region runs from base 1 to 792 and encodes 263 amino acids. Gene Ontology annotation, molecular function: serine-type endopeptidase activity. NCBI's taxonomy places the organism in Eukaryota, Metazoa, Arthropoda, Insecta, Diptera, Muscidae. The record is from RefSeq and is a predicted model, not a curated record. The transcript has a single exon. Gene Ontology annotation, biological process: proteolysis.